Alnus glutinosa is the source of this 1704-nucleotide messenger RNA. RefSeq lists its product as uncharacterized. The transcript is spliced from 2 exons. Gene Ontology annotation, molecular function: zinc ion binding. The record is from RefSeq and is a predicted model, not a curated record. Bases 1119 to 1541 code for a protein of 140 amino acids. NCBI's taxonomy places the organism in Eukaryota, Viridiplantae, Streptophyta, Magnoliopsida, Fagales, Betulaceae.
UGAAAUUUUAUAAAAGAAUGAAUUUUGGAUUGCAUAAUAAAUCACAUAACUGAUGUGAAUUUUUUAUUUUAAUUAAAAUUUAUUGAACCCUGGCCUAUUUGUAUAUCAAUGAUCAAACCAUUUUAAACUCACUUCUCUAUCAAUUUAAACAGGUUAAUUUUUUUAUACAUACAAUCAUCCUAAGCUAAACAUAUAUCUUUCUUUUUUUUCCCUGUUCAAUCACGGGGGCAGAUUUGAUGCCAACAGUGUAAAGAUAAACUGGUUUAAGCUACUCAUUAAAAAGACAGUCAAAGGAAAAAACAUAGACAACAAAAGGGGGGAGGCAGAAACACAUUCAAAAGAGAAAUCAUUGAUUACAAAGAUUACCUCCCAAAAAAAAUAAAAAAAUAAAUAAAGAGUAAAAGAGAAAGAGAUAAAUAACACCCUCACCCGGAUCCACUCAUUCACGGGUUGGAUGGUUAGCAAUUCAAGCAAUAAAUAUAAGAUUAUUAGCAAUAAUUUCUCUAAAUUUUAUUUUAAGCCCUAAAUGUAGAAGAAGAAGAAGAAAAGGUAAAAGAGAAAAAGAGAAAUAACACCCCACCCGGAUCUACUCAUUUACGGUUUGGAUGGUUAGAAUUCAAGCAAUAAAUAUAAGAUUAUUAGCAACAGUUUUUAUAAAUUUUAUUUUAAACCCUAAAUGUAGAAAAAAAGAAAAAAAAGAAAAAGUAAAAGAGAAAGAGAAAUAACACCCCAACCGAAUCCACUCAUUUACAGUUCAGAUGGUUAGCAAUUCAAGCAAUAAAUAUAAGAAUAUUAGCAACAGUUUCUCUAAAUUUUAUUUUGAACCCUAAAUGUAGAAAAAAAAAAAAAGUUAUUACUAUGGCCGUGUUGUUUGAGCUUCUGAGAUUUUGAAAUCUUAUGAGCUUAUGGGUUUCAAUUGGUGAGUGUUGUUGGGUACUGUCGAUGAGUUCCAAAUUAAGGGGUGACUUUUCUCUCGUUUUUCUUUUUGAUUUCUUCUGGUAGUGUGACCCACAGAUUUGGCUUUUCCUUAUUGUUUUCGAUUGACACGUCACUGCCGGUGGAAGAUACAUAUUUGUCUUUGAGAAUUGUUAAUGUUAUAUACAAUUUAGGGAUAGUAAAUGUCUACGGCCAGUGACGUGUCCAGUGGUCCGCCACUGUGUCAUUGUGGAGUUCCAGCACAGCUGAGGCACUCUAGGACGUCGAAAAACCCGGGUAGAAAGUGGUACGGAUGUAUACAUUACAAGAAAAUCGGUGAUUGUGAUUAUUUUGCGUGGUCUGAUAAUAUGUCCGCUACCGAGAAGAUCUUGAUGGAACGUGUUGACGAACUGGAGAAGAGAAUGAAUGCUUUUCAUAACGGAGUUGAUGACCUUGUUGAAGCAAAAUGUAAGGCCCAUUACGACGCCAUUCGGCGGGAGUUAGGGUUUGGUCGAAAAAGCAUUACUUCUUUCCGGGCUACGGCAUUACUACUCAUUUUGUUGUUAGUCUUCUAUUGUAUUGGUUAUAGUGGUUCCAGAGGUCGCUCAUCCUUGAUGUUAGAAUGAGCUAAUGGGAACAGAUUAUUCGUACCGUGUACUUAGGACUUUUGUGUUAUGCGGUGGUUACUUUUAUGUGCCUGUUUACAUUAGAUGUAAAUAUUGAGAAUCUCAGAAGAAACAGAAUCUGAUCUUCCUGUUUCUUCUUCUUUUGCUUCUCUGUUUUUGCUUU